Messenger RNA from Styela clava, 1335 nucleotides. Lineage: Eukaryota; Metazoa; Chordata; Ascidiacea; Stolidobranchia; Styelidae. The record is from RefSeq and is a predicted model, not a curated record.
AGGUGCAUUGGCAUGUAUUCUACACGCUAAACCUCGAAUUAACUUUCUACGACCAGGGGUUAAGCUAUACAAAGCUUAAUUCUUCUUAAUUUCUUCAUCGGAAAAGAAAGAUCUUUUAUCACAAUUAAAGAUCAGGUGUAAUUUAGCUUGGUAAUUCUUAUGUAAUUCUGGGAUAUUUUUGAAGACUAACAUGAGUUCAUCAGAAGAGGUGUCAUGGAUAUCAUGGUUUUGUGGACUGAGGGGAAAUGAGUUUUUUUGUGAAGUAGAUGAGGAUUACAUACAGGAUAAAUUCAAUUUAACUGGUCUAAAUGAACAAGUUCCACAUUAUCGACAAGCACUUGAUAUGAUCUUGGAUUUGGAACCUGAUGAUGACUUGGAAGACAACCCAAACCAAUCAGAUCUUAUAGAACAAGCUGCUGAAAUGUUGUAUGGUUUGAUUCAUGCAAGAUAUAUCUUGACGAAUCGUGGAAUUGCACAGAUGCUUGAAAAGUAUCAACAAGGAGAUUUUGGUCAUUGUUCGAGAGUGUAUUGUGAAAAUCAGCCAAUGUUGCCUAUUGGACUAUCAGAUGUACCAGGCGAGGCUAUGGUAAAGCUUUACUGCCCCAAGUGUUUAGAUGUGUAUACUCCGAAGUCCUCGCGCCAUCACCACACAGAUGGUGCCUACUUUGGAACAGGAUUCCCACAUAUGCUUUUUAUGGUUCACCCUGAAUAUCGUCCAAAGCGUCCAGUAAACCAAUUCACACCCAGGCUCUUUGGCUUCAAGAUUCACGCCAUGGCUUAUCAGUUGCAGUACCAAGCCGCACAGACUUUCAAAAACCCAACCAAACUUCGUCAUUAAUUUGUACAUAUUAUGUCUCACAAACCCCUGUUUAUUUGUAUUAUAUGUCAAGUAUGGUUUCCAUGGUGUCAUUGUUAACAUCUGUAUAGCCUUUAACUUUUCAUGUCGCUUGUCACACAGUAAUUUUCUAUAAAAUUUGAUAGAUAGAGCAUGGUAUGUCUGAACCCAGUGAGCCCCAUUCGGCAGACAUGAAAAAGUGGUUUUAUUCAACGAGAGAAUUACAGGUUGUACUAUCACAAUAAUGAGAACACGCAGUAAUGAAUAUUUUUUUUAACGGAAUGAAUUCUUGUAUUGUGUUAUGCUUACAAUGUUGACAAUUGUACUUUUUAAACUUUUCAAUUCCGGAUUAGCCUUCCUGCCUCAGAUCAAUUAACGUUAGGUGCACACCUGUAUGUAUUAUGUUAAUUUGUGGAAUAAUUACACCUUACAAUGAUAGCGAUGUAAUUUGUCAGUAAUUGUCUGUGAAUUAUAUAUAAAAUUAUGAUAUGGCUAUUUGA